AUGUCUCAGUACGUUAACGAGGCCAAACAAGUCAUUACCUCGCAAAAAUUCGUGCAGCUAACUGCCGAUUUCUGCCCCGACUGUGUGUAUGCCAAUUCGGUAUGGAAAAGAUUCGGUGUUUUGGAUAAAGUAUUGCAAUUUGAAAUCGGCAGUUUUGACAGGGCCACUCAGAUGAAAUACAGAGACGCUUUCGAACAGGUGGCAGGCGUCAGAAACUUGCCUACGAUUUUUGUCGACGGCAAGGUUUGGGGUACGGAGCACGAUCUGCAUAAGUUUGAAAGAAAAGGUACGCUGCAAGAAGAGCUGAAGAAGAUCGGACUUAUUUGA
Molecule: messenger RNA, 327 nt
Organism: Lachancea meyersii CBS 8951
Lineage: Eukaryota; Fungi; Ascomycota; Saccharomycetes; Saccharomycetales; Saccharomycetaceae
Source: the annotation of a GenBank genome assembly